Messenger RNA from Leishmania braziliensis MHOM/BR/75/M2904, 1791 nucleotides. RefSeq lists its product as hypothetical. The record is from RefSeq and is a predicted model, not a curated record. The transcript has a single exon. The coding region runs from base 1 to 1791 and encodes 596 amino acids. Lineage: Eukaryota; Euglenozoa; Kinetoplastea; Trypanosomatida; Trypanosomatidae.
AUGGUCGGCAAUUACCCUUCGUGCACCUCACAUUGCCCCCCAUGUGUGCGGUGGCAGCGGUGGGUGCUGCUCGUGUUGGCAUGGGCAGUAACUGCGGUCUUGCUAGGCAACUGCACGCUUGCCUGGCCACAGUUUCUUUACAUGCAGCGCCGCGUGGAGUUGCCUGCGGCGCCGCAUGCCGAUACAGAUGACACGCACGCGAGUAUACCGCCUCGUUUGUUCCCGGGCACAGAAGAGCGUGGAGAACAAGCCCGCAUGCUCUGGGAGGAGGUCGAGGCGAAAGGGCGGCUGAGUCCGUGCUGGAAGCGUUCUUUGCAGCUCCUGCAAGCCAAGUGCGCUGAGGUGCGGAGCGAGGACACAAUGCGCAGCCGACUGGGACUAUUUAUGGCCACGUGCGACGCGAAUAGCGACGGACGUACCCACCCGAGCUUUCACUGUGCCUCUACUGCUACGCUGCCAUCGGAGCUAUCGACUCGUGCGGUGCGCCAGUGUGUCCAAGGGCUGUCCGACAGCGCCUAUGCAGCCUUCCUGCAGUACCGCCUUCACGCCGACGUGCUGUGCGCCUACUUGGAGGAGGAAUUGUACCAGCAGCGCACUGAAGCCGCGGUGGCUGCAAUGCAUCUGCAGAUGCAGCGCAGUUCACACAUGCUGACUGCGCUGCAGCACUCUGGUGCGGAGGUGGUGGCUCUCAUGAAGGACUCGCAAACGCUUCAGCAAGAGUCGCGCGAGGCUGCGUCGUCAUUGCGUCAUCAGCUUGGCCUUCUUCACAACGGCCAGGCAGCGGCACUGCAGGCACUGCAGCAGGCCGCUGGCGACAUUUUGCGCACCAGCAGCCACACUGAUGCAGCGCUCGGCGAGCUGCACACGCGCGUGCAGGAGGCCGCUGCCGAAGCGCUCGCCUCUGUACAGGCUCUCAGCCAGGAGUCUCUCAAAAGGUUUGCAGAGGUGGAGGCGCAAACGCGCGGUGUGGUGCAGCUCAUGCAGCAGGUGGACAGCCUGCACCACUUGCUGACCCGUCAGCGGCUUCCGCGGCAUCGUGUGGUUUGGGUGCUCGGAUGCAUUUUGGGCGUGCUGGUGCUCACGUGCCUCCCGCAGACGGUAGCGGCGCGGCUUCCAGCAACUUUAUUCACCAUCAUCGGGUGUGUUGGCGUGCCGCUGCUGCGGUGGUGGACUGGACAGUCGCGGUGGCUCUUCCUGCAUGAAACGGCGUGGGAGUCCCUCUGCUUGUCGUUGGCGGUGGGGCUUGUUGGUCACUGUGCCUACCGCUACACACCACCCAACAUCUGGCGGCACCGAAGCCUUGCGCGGGAGGAGGCGAUUCGUGUGUGGGAUGAGCUACAUGUGCUGCAGCAGGCGAAGAAGCACCAGCUUGAUGGUACACUGCUGCAAGCCUAUGUGCCUCAAAUCCCCAUUCUGGGUCUUCAGCCACACCCACGUAUGCUGCGGAAUGAGGCACCUGCGCCAUCCCUGAAUAUCAGCCAUGCACAGUUGCCGCUCUCCAUCACGGUAUCUCCACGCGGCGGCGAGGUGGAAGGGACUCCGACCACAGCCAAUGACUCUCACAGCACCGCACCCAGCGAAGGCUCUGUGAAUGCACCAGAUGAAGUGUCCAGCGCCGCCGGCACACCAAAUCGCAGGAGAGGACGCCCCGCCACCACAGGUGACGACGCCGCCCACCGUCACGCCAAGAGCCAGCGAACCGACGCGGCAGACAGGCAUCGGUGUGUCGCUGCCCGCACCAAGCGCUCAACGGCACGCAGCACCUCAGGAACGAUGCGCAGGAAAGGAUGA